Musca vetustissima is the source of this 4953-nucleotide messenger RNA. RefSeq lists its product as uncharacterized. The transcript is spliced from 16 exons. Lineage: Eukaryota; Metazoa; Arthropoda; Insecta; Diptera; Muscidae. The annotation marks the transcript as partial. The record is from RefSeq and is a predicted model, not a curated record. Gene Ontology annotation, cellular component: cytoskeleton.
GAUGAUUUGCCGGGUCAGGCUCUGUUGGAUGUUGUCUUUGCUCGACUGAAUUUAAUUGAAACAUCGUUCUUUGGUAUUCGUUACAUCGAUGAAGAAAAUCAAACGCAUUGGCUGGAUCCAGCCUCACGCAUUUCCCGCCAAUUAAAACCCAAAGCAGAUCCAUACGAUUUAUAUUUUGGUGUUAAAUUCUACGCCGCCGAUCCCUGUAAAUUAGUGGAGGAAAUUACAAGAUAUCAAUUGUUUCUACAAGUCAAACAGGAUGUCCUACAAGGAAGGCUACCAGUUGCCUUUGAAUUGGCUGCCGAAUUGGGUGCAUUUGUUGUGCAGUCUGAACUGGGUGAUUAUGACCAAAGACGCCAUUCCAAAGGUUAUGUAUCCGAAUUUCGUUUACUACCCAAUCAAAGUAGUGAAUUGGAAAAUCGGGUUGCGGAACUACAUCAGCAGCUGAAGGGUAUGUCACCGGCCGCUGCUGAACUGAAUUAUUUAGAUAAAGUCAAAUGGCAUGAUAUGUAUGGGGUGGAUCUGCAUCCAGUUUUGGGUGAAGAUAGUGUGGAAUAUUAUCUUGGUCUAACGCCGAGCGGUAUUGUGGUGCUGCGCAACAAAACAACCGUGGCUCAUUAUUAUUGGCCACGCAUAGCUAAAGUCUAUUACAAAGGACGCUAUUUUAUGCUAAGGAUAAGUGAUAAAAAUAACGAGCUGAGCACUUAUGGUUUUGAAACACCUCGCAAAUCGGCCUGCAAACAUCUAUGGCGCUGCUGUGUCGAACAUCAUGCAUUUUUUCGUUUGAUGCGUGUUCCGCCAUCAUUACCAAAUUCACCGACAAAUACUUCAGAUAUUUUUCAAUUGGGCUCGAGACUGAAAUGCAGCAAAGAUAAAUCCUCCAAAGAAGCGCUGUUUAUUAACCGGACACCGCCAACAUUUGUGCGUGUCCCCUCCAAACGCCAGCCACGACGCAUAACGGAUGACUUUUUAAGCGGCGGAAAGAAACCCGAAUUUGGUAGUUCAGCAUUUUUAAAUGCCAAAAAUGCAAGCACCUACGAAAGCCCCUAUCGAUCCACAUACAGUAUACCAACUAGUCUGGGCAUUAAUCCCUAUCACCAUCAGCCAUCAUCAUCAGCACAGCAUACAAUGCCGCAUAGUCAAAGUAAUUACAAUAACAAUGGUGGCAACAACAACAACAAUUCCAUGCAAGCACCUGAUUCUCCGCGUAGUACUCGUAGUGCACCCUGGCCAAGGACUCAACAGCGUUCGUUAUUUGGCAACAAGCCAUCAAGUCCACGUUCGGUGAGAUCGGCCAGCAUCACAGGUGGUGGUGGAGGAGGAGGUGGUGGCGGAAGUCUCGGCCACAACGGUAGUAGUCACCAUCAUCAUCAACAUUCACAUCAUACGCAUUCACGUUCAUCGCAACGUGAUCACGUAUCCUCGACAGCAUCGACAACGCAUAAUCAUCAACAGCAGCAGCAACAGCGAUAUCGAUCUAGUUCAGUGGAGAGUCAUUCCUCAAAUGAUUCACGUUCAACGCGAAGACACAAACAUCGUCACCGCCGAACAUCCGACAACGAAAGUGAAUUAUCACGUGGUUCUGGCCGUUCCGGACGUUCACAUCAUCGUAAACAUCGACGGUCACGUCAUCGACGUGACUCAGGCGGUUCCGAUCAUGAAAGUACCCGGGGUCGUAGUUAUUCCGGCCACCGAUCAUCAACAGCACGUAGUGCUAGUGCUAUUGGUUCACAUUCCGAGCUAGUCGAUUCGAGUACACAAUGGCGUGAAGCUCAACGGCGUCAGCAAGAAGCUAGUCUAGGCCAAAGUUCGGUGCAACAGGCAUCUGUGUCCAAGAGCAGUAUGGUUGCUCGCAGUCUACACAGCAAUGACUCACAUUCGGAUACACAUUCACAUCACAAGUCGAGGAGGCACAAAAAGAAUAAAUCCCCCUCCGAUUCGCGGAAUCGCAUAUGGAACAGUGAAUUGGCCAAACAUUUACAAUUUGAUUUAGUCGAUACAGCUGGCAUGACUGAAGAUCAGUUACGCGAAAUCCCCUACACCGUGGUGGAGACAACCUCGAAACGUUCCAAUUCCAAUAUACGCAUACACAAGAGUAAUAGCAAGAAUAGUGUGGGAGGUAAAAGUACCGGUUCGGGUAAUACCAUUACAAAUGGUAGUGGUGGUGGUGGUUCGAUAAGUGGCCAUGGUAAAAAUCGUGUCGAUCGCAUAAGAGGCUUAUGUUACCAAAAUUCUAAUCCCAAUGAUAGUAAUGGUGCCAAAAAUGGUUCAAUACGUUCCGCCAGUACAAUAUCGUCAAGGGAAUGUGAUCGUAAUAGCGGUUUAGUGAGAAUGAUGUCCAGCAUGAGUAUGGGUGAUUUCAUAUCACCGACUGGUUCUAAUCUCAGUCCCAUGGAGAAUUCAGCAUUACGUGUAUCACACGAACAUACCGAUUCUGGGUUGGGAGCCGAUCAGGAUUAUGCUUAUUCAUCUGAAAGAUCAAGUGAUAGUACACGGUAUGGUACUAACAAGUCCUCUGGGGCCUCUAGCGGUAGCCAUCGUAAAUCCUCUAUUAAUGGAGGUGGUAAUUCCCAAGCUUACAAUAGCCUUAUGCAACAGACUGUGAGUAAUCAAAAACAUCAUCAUCAGCAACAACAACAACAGCAGCAGCAACAACAACAUCGACAAAACUCAUUUUAUGGCAAUAGACGCCAUGACCAAACGCCAAACCAAACCAAGCCAAAUUACAGCAAAUACCCCAGCACUAACCAACAACAACAGCAGCAUCAGUCACCUUUGUUUCAUACCUCUCUCUCUCUCUCAAACAUACAACACACAAAAACCAAACUCUCAACUAACUAACCAAUGAACCAUCCCGAAACGCACAAUUUCCCAAACUGCAUCCUGCAGCCCACAAACCAGACGACUGCAUCAUCCAAACAACAGCGCGCCGAUAAAGAAGGUGGUGGGGCAACUGGUGGCGGCGGUGGCGGCAUUGAGAAAUCAAUGCCCAGCCAUCGUCUACUGAAUUAUACCACAUUUGAGAACAAUCAAUAUAAAUUCAGUCUGAACAAUGCCGCAACAGCAACACGGCCUCUGGCUGGGGGCAGUAACGGUAGUAUUAGUGCCAAUAGUAGUAACAGUGGUAUUGCAAGUCUCGGUGGUGGUGGUGGCGGUGGUUCCCUUACUAAUACUCCCCAUCAUGUUGAUCAUUUUGUAGAAUGGCCAAAUACACCGGCUGCCCCCUAUUACUAUCAGGGACCCUCUUCCGUGGCCGUGCAUGCCAAGAAACGUGAUGCCAAAUCGGAUUUGGGGGUACCCACACGACGUCUGUCCGGUCAAGCCAUUACCAAGACUCAACUCUUGACGGGUGGCAAUAAUUAUCCGCCGCUCGGCAGUAUAGGUUAUCCGCUGAUAAGUGCUCAAUAUCCGGGCAUUGGUUUCAAUUCACGUUUACAUCCGGCCAAAUCGGAUCUAUUUUUGGCCUAUCCAACAUCGGCGGCGGCCCACAAUGAAUAUGAGCCACCAUUUAUUUAUAAUUAUAAAAUGCCGCACAUGCCGGAAUUUGUUAGGAAUACCAACAACAGCAAUAAUAAGCUACCACCAAACCAAUCUUCGUCGUCCUCAUCAUCCCAGCAGCAGCAACAACAACAAUCGUCAAAUAAUCAACCAACAGCCUAUCACAUUUCUGGAGCCCAAACAGCUGAUCCAUUACCUCCGAAUUGUUACAAAUCGAAUGGCAGUAAUAAUCCCAGUGGUGGUGGCAAUCUAUAUGCUGGAGCUGCCCCAGCCACCGAUGUCAUGUAUUAUCAAUUCGAUAAUAGUUGUGUAGCGGGAAAUUCAUUAUCAGGAAAAGCAAAUCAAGCUAUUGUUCAACAACCAAAAGCAUUGAUGACUCAUGGCAAGGCUGUGUCGGGUAUGGCUGGUGGAAAUUCGACCGGAUCACCAGCUCAUAAUUUAGUUGGACCUUUAGUGUUCUUGCAACAUCCUUCAACGCAACAGCAACAACAAAGUAAUAAUGCGGGAUCUUCACAAAAUAACGUCAUGCCACAGACUUCUACCACCAACAACACCUCCACCAUUACCAACACCACCAUAACCACCUGUAUCACCACCACCUCAACCAAUACAAUUGGCAAUGAUAGGCUUCAGGCAAACGGAACAAACAAUUCAUCGGCAUCGCAUUCAAUGUCGACAACCUGUAGUGAAGAUGAUUUGGAGGAGAUAGACGAGGAACCCAGUCACACCGAAGAAGACGAUGAUGAUGAUGGUGGCGAGCAUAAUCCAUGCGGCAGACAAGAGGGCCAGCAUAGCGACAGUAAUAAUCGUCUAAAUGAUAGCUACGAUGAUGUCUCCUAUGAUGAAUAUGAUGAUGGCUCUUCAAUUAAUAACAAUAACACCACCACCAACAACAAUUGCAGUUCAGAACUGCAAACACCUGAAAGUGUUGACAAUGAUCAUCAGGUAGAAGAAUUCAAUAGGAAUAUUGGUCAAACGAUGUUGUUGCCUGUUUCCCAUCGUAUUAAUUUAGAUAAUUGUAAUGCCAAUAGCAACAACAGCAACAAUAACAAUUCCAGCACUCAAUGGCAAUAUCCAUCAACCGUAAAUGCACAGCCACCCAGCUUAUUAUCCCCCAAUGCUAAUACAGUCAUGCAUCCGACUAUGAAUCCCCAUAGCAUCACUGCCAAUAUUGUCCCCAUCACAACCAACAAUCCGGCUGCCACAUCCACGUCCAUGAAUAGCAAUAAUAUAGUUAUUACAACACAACCCUUAUCAUCAUUUACGGGCACCACAAAUUCCAAUAAUACAGCCACAAUUCCGGCCAAUGCCACAGCAGACACACAACAGCAUCAACAUCACCAUCAGCAUAAUAAUUCCCCCAUGCAGGACUUGCAGAAAAUUGAAAAUUUAAAUACAAUGCAUUUAGUUCCACCCCUGGUAGUGGCGGUAAAAUGGCAACCAGUGCUGGAGUGA